GGUCAUCAGAAGACUAUUACGACGCAAUUCAGGAGGAGGAAGAAUCUGAACAAAAGGCAAAGAAUCAAGAAGAUGAUCUUUCCAGCGCCUUACAUUUAAUGACUGCUUUACAAACUAAUGUUAAUCCCUUGUUCCCAAUUUUGCCUGGUGGAAAAAACAAGAAAAAUACGAAACUUGGCAUUAAACUUCCAAAACAGAAAAAUCAAGAAAAACAACGUUCUUUGGUUGAGGGGGAUACUUAUGAUGAUGAUCAAGUAGAAAUUGACCAGACUGGUUCAAAUAAAAAUUUUAAAACAAAGAAAAACAGUGAAAUAAACGAAGGGCCAAUGAUUGUAUUGCUGCCGGACAUUGAAAUGGAACAAUCAGCAGGAAAUAAACAAAAGAAAGACGGACUAAUUUUAGUGGAUGAGGCUACUGCUGCUGAGAAUAAAAAUGAUAGACCAAAUUUAGCAACACCACCAAAAGCAAAAAUAAUUGUUUUUAAUUAA
This is a messenger RNA of Meloidogyne enterolobii, 488 nucleotides long. The record is from the annotation of a GenBank genome assembly. NCBI's taxonomy places the organism in Eukaryota, Metazoa, Nematoda, Chromadorea, Rhabditida, Meloidogynidae.